CUUGCUGCCAAUCGUCUUCGACUACGCAUCUACGCCAUCAAGCUUCGGGUUGCCGCUGCGUCGUCCCCUUGGGCCGCAGUGCCGCUGCCCGUGGUCCACACCUCCACUGGUUAUUGCAGUGCUGAGAGACACCGUCCUCAGCAUGGCUACAUCAUCGGUGGACUUCUCGCCAUUGCAUCGACAUGGAGCUGCAGCUAUGUUGUCCUCUCGGACCGCAGCUUCGCCGCUUUUGUCGUCUUCAUCGCCGUUCGCGCAUUGACAACCUCGUCGUCCGUACUGGUCAUCGUCAGCCACUCAGGGUCUUCUUCCUCUACUUUGAGCAUCGCCGCCGCAUCUCCAAGCUGCCACUGUCGCCACUCUAGACCGGUGGUGCAGCUACCUCUACAUGGCUACCGACGUCGCCAUCCAGGCCGUUGGUCCCACUACUUCUCCUUCGUCUUCGUCCAACAUGAUUCAUCGCCAGCGUCGUCGUAUCUUUCUCGACUACACUUCGCCUUUCUCCGACAACCGCGUGCUACUCUGGCAAUUCUCCCUCUACGCCGUUCUCGCGCCGCGACCGUCUUGGAGGUCUUCUCUGCUAGUCUCCUCCGACAUUGGCGUAUGAUUCAUGGUGGUCCCCUGUCUCGCCCGCGCGGUAUUGGCAACACCGGCGCGCGCGUUCGUCCCGAGUUGUCCCGGGGUCUGGCAAGCCCUGUGUGACGUCUCGUCCUUCGCGGUUCGACUACAUCGGCUCUUCGGCAUCAUCUUCCUCAACGACUGUCGCGAUUAUGUCACCGUCUUCGUC
Messenger RNA from Oryza sativa Japonica Group (Japanese rice), 784 nucleotides. RefSeq lists its product as uncharacterized. NCBI's taxonomy places the organism in Eukaryota, Viridiplantae, Streptophyta, Magnoliopsida, Poales, Poaceae. The record is from RefSeq and is a predicted model, not a curated record.